AAUAUUCUGUCACAGGCUAUUAUUUAAGCGUUUUGGCAUUAUUUAAUGAACGCAACGUUCGCUGGCAGCGUUUCAAACGCUUUGUGGCAGUUGGGCUUCAAUUGACUACGCGAGCUACCGUGAAAAUUAUCUAAUGGAGGAUUGUUUAGGAUCUAAUAGUAACCUCCCGAUACGAGUGGGGAGGUAUUUGUUAAAGAAGAAAUUGGAGGACGGCAUUUUUAAAGCAGUGGAUGCACACAGCGGACACGAAGUUGUUUGCAAGGUACUUGAUUAUACGCGCUACCGGGAGGCUCUGUGCACGUACUCUCAACUCCCCGCUCACCCAAACAUCAACCAGGUGCUGGAUGUGAUUCUCGGAGAAGCGCGUUCCUUUGUCUUCUUCCCACGGAGUUUUGGGAACUUGCAUGCGCUUUUACGCACUUGUCGCAGGCUUCACGAGGACACGGCAAGGAUACUCUUCCGCCAGCUGGUGUCCGCGGUGGCGCAUUGUCAUAGUCACGGACUUGCGCUAAGGGACAUCAAGCUAAAAACGUUUGUGUUCAAGAACAAAGAGAGGACUGUGCUGAUGUUGGAGAGUGUGGAGGAUGCAGUCCUCAAGCAGGGAGGAGACUAUCCCCUAUCGACAAACCCUUCCCCCUACACCAGCCCAGAGAUGCUGCAGGCCACGGAGGAAGCUGCUGGGGGAGUGUCUGGAGCUGAUAGUGGGGUGUCUGGACCCGUGUUGACCAGUACCAGGUCUGCAGAUGUCUGGGCUCUGGGGGUGAUGCUCCAUGCCAUGCUAUUAGGGCGCUACCCAGAGAGGACAGGACUUACCGGAGGGGGUGUGGUCUCCCCUCAUGCCCGGUGUAUGAUUCGCUCAGCUUUACAUUCUAACCCUGCCUUCCGUCUCUCCGCCUCCGAGUUACUGACCCACCCCUGGCUCAGCUCUCAGCCACGCCCGCUCCCCAGCGCACACACUCGCAGUCACACACACGACCAGACGGUGCCUACCUGACACAUACAGAUAUACGCACAUACAGCCAGGGUGUACCUACCUGACACACAAUGUCCAGACAUUCACAUACCCAGUCUUCUGUAGUGCUGCUGACUGUAGUUGUCUUGAAACAAUUCAAAUAAAGUGUAUUU
Osmerus eperlanus (European smelt) is the source of this 1125-nucleotide messenger RNA. RefSeq names its product tribbles homolog 2-like. NCBI's taxonomy places the organism in Eukaryota, Metazoa, Chordata, Actinopteri, Osmeriformes, Osmeridae. The record is from RefSeq and is a predicted model, not a curated record. Gene Ontology annotation, molecular function: protein kinase activity; mitogen-activated protein kinase kinase binding; ATP binding. The transcript is spliced from 3 exons. Bases 134 to 994 code for a protein of 286 amino acids. Gene Ontology annotation, cellular component: nucleus. Gene Ontology annotation, biological process: protein phosphorylation; positive regulation of proteasomal ubiquitin-dependent protein catabolic process; regulation of MAP kinase activity.